Messenger RNA from Cavia porcellus (domestic guinea pig), 9189 nucleotides. It is a transcript of the gene Ccdc169, whose product is annotated as coiled-coil domain containing 169. The record is from RefSeq and is a predicted model, not a curated record. The transcript is spliced from 9 exons. NCBI's taxonomy places the organism in Eukaryota, Metazoa, Chordata, Mammalia, Rodentia, Caviidae. Bases 1204 to 1746 code for a protein of 180 amino acids.
GAGGGGCUCACCCUCCUGGCCUCCCUGGGGCGUCCCUGCCUGCCACCCAGUUGCGGAAGCCACUGAGGUUGAUCUGAGACUUGACUAAUACAGGGCACGUUGAGCAACCUCCCAAAACACUAUUUUAUGUGAAAGAUUCGUUUACCUUAGGUAGUGUGACUAGGCCACUUCUGCCUCGAAGAUCAAUUCGGGGUAUAUCAGGUCCCUAUACUGUGAUGCUAAAAUUCCUGUUUAAUUUUGAUGCUCCACUAAAUUUCAGGUUUUUCUGUUUCAUCUUCCAAGGAUUUUAUUUGGUUAAGCAUUUCUUUCUUCUCUAUAGAAGAACUUCAGAAGUGACAUUUUGUAAAAAAUCAGGAAUCUUUAAAUGCUUUUUUCAAACUUCUGUGUUUUGGUUUUCUGAAUAUCCAACCCAAGGCCUUUCAAAUGCUAGACAAGCAGUCCACCUGUGAGCUAUAUUACCAGCCUCCUAUAUGCUUUUAAAAGAAUACUAGUACUUCAUGUCAAAUGUUGGAUGUUCAGAGUAUGGUUUUAAAAGGAUAAUCCUAAUGCUACCCUCAGGCCUGAUUGUUAAAAGAAUGGGAGGUCCUAUGAGGUUUCCAGUAUCAUGUCAUAGAACUGGACAACACACAGAAAUGGCAGUGAAAGUGUACUUUCAUUGCAGGUGGAAAAGAGGUAUAUGUUCUGCACAGUGAGAGUGGGUGAAUGAAAAGGCUUACAGCUAGAAUAAGGGAAACGGGUCUUUUGUAUCCAGAGUUCCUGGGUUCUGUGAACUGUUUUAUGAUUGGCUUCUUGCUGUACGUAAAUGAAGGGUCAGGGACAAUGUCCUGUGAUUCGUUGUGCUGUGUGUGUUUACAGUUGUAUAAACUUUUAUGAUUGGCUUCCUGCUGUAUGUAAAUGAAGAGUCAGGAACAGUGUCUUCUGAUUCCUUGUGCCCAUAUGCAGAAGAAGGAUUGAAAAGAGCAUCUUCUGUUUGGUCCUGUGAAGAACCUACACCUUUUUUGUAAUAAUUUGCAACUCUUAAUUUAUUGGUCCUGAGACAACUGACAUUUUGAGAAUCAUAUCUAAGAGUAAAGGGCAUCCAAUGGUUACCUGAAGGCUUUGAGCUUUCCUGUAUCUUUAAUUCCUUCUGGAUUUGACUGAUAAGCCUUCAUUUGACUGAUUGCUGAGUCUCAACCAUGACUUCAGGAUGUAGUGCAGCUCUCAAUGGUUGACAUAAAACGCAAGAUAGCAGAACUGGAAGCCAAACUCAAUACUGACAAUGAAGGUGGUGAAUGGAAAACUCGCUAUGAGGCACAACUUGAAUUGAAUGAUCAGCUACAAAAACAAAUUGUAUCCUUGGAAGAGAAAAUGAAAAGAGUCCGUGGAAAUCCUUCAGACAGACUAUCUUCUAUUCGUGUUUAUGAGCGAAUGCCAGUGGAAUCCUUAAGUAUAUUACUGAAACAACUAGAAAAAGAAAAAAGGAGUCUUGAAAAUCAAGUAAAACACUAUGCACUUAGACUGGAACAAGAGUCAAAGGCUUACCAGAGGACCAGCAGUGAACGGCGUACAUACCUAGCUGAAAUGUCUCAGGGCUCUGGCUCACAUCAAGUUUCUAAAAGGCAACAGAUGGAACAACUGCCUCGAAUGAAAGAGAAUCUAGUAAAAAUGGGAAGAUGCAAUCCAGUUAAUCAGAAGACUGUGAAUGCAAAGAGAGGAGCAGUAAAAAAGAUUACAAGAUCAAGUCAUCUUCCAAAACUUAAUCAGUGAUUUCAGAACUGCAGGGAUUUCAGUUUUUUCCUUCUCUUUUUUAAUGUAUAUUAUUCAUCGUGUGAAGUUAAUGUUCAGUGUAUUAUUUAGGGAAUGAAAAAGAUAAGAGCUGCCAAGUUUCUCUUUAGUUCUUACAGAAGUUUACUCCCUCGUCUGCAAGAAUGGAAUUUUCUCGAGUAAUCCUAAAAUAUCUAAUAGAAUUUCUUGUGAUUUUUAAAUAUAUAUUAGGAAACUUGAAGGUUGGCAUCACUACAAUUAUUUUUAAUAGUAUAUUUGUGUUUUUCUCAAAUAGUAACAUUACUAUUAUAUUGGUUUGUCAGCUAAAGAGGUGAGUUUAUAAAACUUGCACUUUGCAUGCUCAGUUGUUUACUUUAAAGUUUAAACAAAAUUGCAAACCAAAAAUUUAUUAAAUUUUGAUUGAGAUAUCAUGGUAUUAUGGGAACAAUCUUCAGUCAUGAAUCAGCUGCUUCUAUUUCCCAUUUUACCAUAAAUUUAGAUGAUCUUAGGCAAGUUCCAUCUCUUUGUCUUCAUUUUCCAUACCUGUAAAAGGACAAAGGCAAAAUAUAUAACUUCUGUUUUCUUACCAUUUUUGAAAGCCCCUACUUGUUCAAUCACCUGGUCCUACCACUGAAAUUACUGAUUUAAACCAUUUUAUGAUCAUUAGUUCACAAGGAUGGUGUAGUUUUCAUAAGUGUCACAGUACUCAAGUCUAGAUAUAGAGAUAGAAUGAGGAUAAGAGUUUUUUAUCAUCUAUACAAUUUAUUGGAUGUUUUAUUCAUGCUCAGACUUUUUUUAUCAUUUAGACAGUUUUUGUAAUAAUCUUAGUUUGGAAUGUACCUAUAUAUUGUACUUGUACAUCUUAAAAUGUGGAAUUAUUGGACUUUACAUUUCCAGAAGUCACACAGAGAUAAUAGCUUUUACAUAAUGUUUUGUUUUUUACCUAAAUCUAGAACUAAACCUAAACUUUGUUCAGUAAUGAAUACCAGCACUGAAACCAGUGACAAAUACCACAUGCAUUUUUAUAACUACAGUACCUCUACAGGUAUUUCUUAAGAAAGAUUGCAUAUAUUACAUAUAGUCAAAUACUUCUUUAUAUGACUUUAGAAUGUAGUACAGAGAAAUAUAAAGCAACUUCCUGUAAGUUAUUCUGCAUUGGGAUUGCAUGGAAAUCUGUUUCCUGUUCUUAAAUUCACUGUAGAUAUCAAGUCCUAUGACCUAUAUUGCUAGACAAAUACUAAAUUUUCAUGUCCAUACCAGGUUUCCAAGCAUAAGCAGCAAACUGAUAAUUUAAAUAUUAUAGCAGUUACAAUUACCAAUGAAAAAUGUUUGUUUCUUGCAUAUAAAACUAAGCUAUUAUGGAAAUUAGAUUGAGAAGCAUUUAUUUCAACCACUAGGAUGUUAUAUUAGUUGAACAUAUUAUCAUAGAGACUCUUCCACAUUCAGAUGUUAAUGUGGCUAGAACUGUUUUAGGCGUCAGCCUUUUUGUUUUCUAUAAUUUUUGAGACAUCUCAUUAAGCCACUCAGUUGCUCAGGUUCGAAUUUGUGAUCCUCCUGCUUCAAUGAUUAAAAAUAAGUGGUCAUGCCUGUAACCCCAGCACUUAGGAAAGCUGAGGCAGGAGGACUGCAAGUUUAAGUUUUACCUAGGCACCCUGCCUCAAAAUUUAAAAAUAUUUUUAAAAGGACUAUGAGGGGCUGGAGAUUUAGCUCAGCGGCAUAAGUGCCUGCCUUGCAAGCAGGUACUUGUGAGUUUGAUCCCCGGUACUGAUAAAAAGGAAAAAGACAAAAAAAUAAAUAAAAUAAAAUAAAAUAAAAGGACUAUGAAAUUACUAAAGCAGAAUUUAAAAAAGGUAAUAGUAAGUAUUGUUAAAGAUAUGGAGAAAAUCAUAUGUUACUGAUGGAGAUGUAAAAAUGGUACUGCAGUUUUGGAAAACUGUAAGAUCCUCAAAUGGUUAAACAGAGAAUAACCAUAUGACCUAGCUUUUCACUCCUAUGUUUGAGAGAAAUGGAAGAAAAUGUCCACAUAAAAAUGUGUACAAGAAAUCAUAAUAGCCAAAGAGGGCAACCCAGAUGUUCAUCAAGAGCUAAGACAUGAUAUAUCCACACCAUGGAGAUUAUUUUUCCAACGAAUGAAGUACUGUUAUGUGGUGUAACAUGGAUAAUCCUUGAAAACAUUAUCCUAAGAAUUCACGGACAAAAGACAUCAUAGUGUAUCAUGCUACUUAUAUAAACUGUUUACAAUAGGCAAACCCAUACAGAUGGAACUUUUAUGAACUGUUUAGGCAAACCCAUACAGAUGGAAAGUAAUUUAGGAUCUCCCUGGGGCUGGCGGUUGCGCUGAUGAAGGGAAAAACUGUUAAUGGAUACAGUGAUUUUGUGUUUGAGGGUGUUGAAAGUGUUCUCAAAUUGGUAGUGAUGACAGUUGCUCAAUUCUGUGAAUAUUCUGAAAAUCAAUGAAUUGUAUGCUUUAAAUAGGCUAAUUGUAUUCUUUGUGAUUUAUACAUCAAUGAAGCUGUUAUAAAAACAUGCUGAAAUACAUUAGUAUUGUACUGUAUAUUAGUAGAUAAAUAUUAUGAAAUCCUUGUUUUUAAAAUGCGACCUUAAAUUCACCAUCUGUAGUGUUAUGAUUCAGUCAAGAGCAUAGUUUUGAGCAGAAUUUUCCAACAUUUUCAAGAACUACACUAGUUAGAAUAGUAAUGAAGAAAUAUCUAUAGGCUAAUUCCCAGUACUUUACUUUGACGUCUUUACCUUUGACUAAUUCCAUCUCUUGCUUAAUAAUCUUGUAAAGAUAUUUACAAGACACUUCUUAAUUUUUGACUGGAACUAGAUUUUUUAAUUUAUAAAAAGCUACGUAGUUUUUGUUUUAAAUUAUUUCUAUCUUUCAUGAUCUUUAUUAGUUCUGUCAUUUAUGUCUAGAGGUUACAAAGCAACUUUAUCAGUUUUUUUCUUUGGGACUAAGUUAUUCUUGCAACAGGAGCUUAUUGAUACUUCUAUUUAAUUUUUUAGUUUUAAAAAUUUUCUUGCCAUGGACACAAGUGAGUAGCUAGCUAGACUUAUGGAGCACAUAUAUGUCUUCUUACAAUAAAAUACUUGAAUUACAGAUUCUUAAUAUGUAAGUUCACUUUUGAAUUUUCAAAUUCCAGAAUAAAAGAAUUAUGGCAACAGUAAUGCUGAGAUACUUUGUACUUAAUAGAGUAUAAUAUAUUAGAAUAAUAAAAGUAGUACUAAAAUUACUAAGUCUGAUUGAGGAAUGGAAAAUAUCUUUAAAAAAAUAAAGCAUGUAAAUAUGAGAUUAUAUCAUUACUGACACAUUCUACUGUUAAAAUCCAACUGAUAUGAUCUAUAAGUUAGAAAAGUCUUAGAUUUAUUAUAUCCUUUUAACUUUAUCAAAACAAUUUCAUAUUUACUAUCUUAGUUACUGGGAAAGUAUUAUUUUUCUGGAAAACUGCUCAAUAGUAAUAAAUCAUCACUGAGAUACUGCAAAGGCCUUGAAUACUCCACAAAGGAUUCUUAUGACAGUGGAAGUUUGGGCUUGACUGCCAACAUUCUUUCAGAUGCUAAGAUCUGUGAUUCCCUGCUCACUUAUCAGAUAACUAGAGACAAAACUAACUUCCUAAAACAUGUCUUGAUUGCAAUAUAUGGGCUGAAUCAGAUAGGCUGUACAUAUGAGUUUUCAAAAACAUUUUACCUAUAGCCAAUAAAUAAAAAAAUCAGUAUAACAUUACUAAUUACUAAUGAUAGUUUGUGAAAUUUAAAUUAGUUUUCUCUCUCUUUUAUUUUCUUUUUUUUCUUCUUGGGUUUUUUUUUUUGUAUGUGAAAUCAAACUGGACCUCACACUGCAGGGCAGGCACUGUGCUGCUGUGCUAGGAACCACUUUUCAUUUGUAAAAUCAACAGUGAUUUUCUAAAAAUAAUUUUUAAUGCUAACAGCUGUCAAAAAUUGUUCUAAUUGUUGGUAGCAAAAUAAAUAUAAUUCUUUUGACUAUAUAAUUGAAUACACAAUGUUUAUACAGCAACUCAACAAUUAUACUUUCCAAAAUCUAUUCUGAGAAAUUCUGCAUUUUAGAAAAUGAAAGCCAAUCAUUUAAUCACUAUUAUUUAUAAUACCAAAAGAUGUAGGCUUCCUCACUAUCUAAUUAUAAGCCCUCUGCUUCAGUAAAUUCUUUAAAACAUGGGUAAUAUAAUACCAUGUUAUAUAUUUUUAUAAAGAUACUGUGUAUGAAGCUUGUUAUAAGCUGUUCAAUGUGAGGUAUAACUACUAUCAAUUUUUUAAACACUAACCCUUCAUUCUAAUAAACUACAAUAACUUGCCCUGGAAAUCCAUCCAUUUAAAUUUAUAUUUACUCAUAUUUAUCACUUCCAUCAUUCUUUAUUCCUUUGUGUAGAUCCAUGCCACUAUUUACCAUUAUUUUCCUCACUUGAAGACCUCCCUUCAACAUGACUUAAACUUCAGCCUUUAACAUGGAUCCUUUAACAAUCUAAUGGGUUGACAUUCAGUUGUAAUGAAUUUCUAUGUUAUUUGAAAAAAAUCAGCAGCAGCUUUGCAUGAUUAUAUUUAAUGUACAAUUUACUGUAGUGAUUUCCUUUACAAGGGUAAAGGAAUAGAGCUUAAUUGAUGACUCCAGGGAUAGGAAGGAGGAUUCAUAUCUUUGAUAAAAGAGAAAAUAAUAGAUUGAUAGUUUUAGUCUUUCAGUACUUUAAAGAUGCCAUUCAACAUAUGCCAGAGAAGAUUGAGAUAUGGUUACUAGGUACAAUGAAUGGAAUACUGAAAGAGCUACUCAUAUCUGAAUAAAGUUUAGUUAAUAGCAAUAGACCACUUUUGAUUUCUUAGUUGUGGCAAAUGUAUUGUGACCACAAGUAAUAGUUAACUGUGUUGUCACCUUGAGUAAGAAACACCUAGGCAGAUUGGUUUAGCACAGUUCUGGGUAUAUAUGAAUGACUGACUUACUGAGCAGGGCAGACCCACCCUGGGCAUGGGUGCACCAACCAAUAGAUUUGUAGGCUUGGUGGAAUAAAAAGGGAAAGAGGAAGGAAGUCUCAAUUAAGCUUCUUUGGAGAAGCUGUAGUGUUCACCAUUGUCUUGGGACAACUGUCUCCAGGCUUCCAGUGACUCUUCAGCCUUCCAGCACAGACCCUUCAGCCGCCUGCUUCCUGACCCAGACUCAAUGAAUCUACAGUGAACUCCACACCUUUGACUUUUGACUGAAUCCUUCAGCACCCCAGAAUGUGGAGGACCUUUUUGCAUUUUUCCACACAUAACUCCCCAGGAAGCCAUUAUAAGCCUAUCUUGUAAAUUCUUUAUAUAUCAUAUAUAUGUUUUAUAUUAAUUCUGUUCUGCUAGUGAACUCUAACUGAUAAAACCUGUCAGAUAUGUUAGAUGUAAACUAUUUGGGAAACUGAGUGGAGGAUUUUUGAGAAUUCUCUACCUUUGUAAUUUUUCUGAAAAUAUAAAACUAAGACAACAAAAAAUAUGCUGUUCAUUUGUCAUACAGCUUGCAUAGUUUCUGAUGAGCUUUGUGACUUUUUUGUUUCCUCGGUAAAGAUGUAUCUUUUGUAACUGGCUUGUUUUAAGAUUUUCUUUCCACUGUUGGUUUUUAGGAACUGGUUACAGUGAGCCUCAGUGUGGCUUUCCAUUUUUGCUGCAUGAAUUCUUUAAGCUUUUUGGAUCUGUAGGUUACAGAUCUAUCUAACUUGGAAGUUUGGAGCCAUUUUUAUAUUCCUUUUUUGUCUCCCACCUCUUCUCCACUUUAAUCUGUGAUAGGUUAGUUUGUAUUGUUGUAUUUGUUUCUUUUUUAAUAUAGGCAUAACUUUCACCAUGCUUAUUUGCUAAUUUCUUUAUCUGUGUCAUUUUUUGGUCUGUUUACAGUGACGUAUUUCUCCUGGUUUUAGUUCUAAUUUUCUGCUGCUUUUUAUAUCAGUGUUUUAUUAGAUGCUAUACAUUGGUAAUUUUAUACUGGUUAUAAGUUUUAUUGGGCUUGCUCUUACAUGCAGCUAAAUUACUUGUAUUUUGGCUUAAUCUGUUCAAAUUUUUAUUGGAUGGAGAAUAACUUUUCCCUCAGAGGUACUUUAGUCCCAUUAAUAAGGCAUAGCUCAUGCAGAAUCUCUACUGAACAUCCGGAGUGAUCCAGAAGAGCACUUAGCUAGCUCUAGCCGUGUGGAGUUUGAAUGCCUCCCAGGCCAGCGUGGGCACUAUGCUUUACCUGGGAAUUCACUCUGUGCUUGUGUGCCCGAGACUCAGGGGAGCCUGUGCAGAUUUCUUGAGUUCUAUGAGGUUGUUGUUGUUGUUUGUACUGGGGACAGAACCCAAGGGCUCAUUCCCAUCCCUUUUUUAUUUUCAAACAGGUUCUUGCCAAGUCUGUGUUGUUAGAAGACAGGGCUCAAACUCGGAAUCCUUCUGCCUUGGCCGCCUAGAGUUUGGGAAUUAGAUGUAUGUGACACCAUGUCUGGCUAAGGUUCUCUUUUGUAUAGAUCUUUCUUUUGUUAAGCUUUAGCCACUUCAGCCUCCCUCUUCAAUUCCAGCGUCUGUCUCCUCAACUAUGUGAAACUAUUUCCCCUUGCCUGGUACUUGCUUCUGUGCGCUGCUGUUUAUAAUGUAUCUUUAGGCAGAAAUCUAGAGUGGUGGUAGGGUUUGCUGACUUAGGUUCAUGUUUCUCAAUGUCUGCAAGCCAUCGUUUCAGCUAUUUUUUGGUCCAUUUUUUUACUACUUCAUAACAAAAGGAUAAAUAUUGCCCAUUUCAAGGCCAGAAGUAAAGGAUCUAUCUAAAGUAUAAAACAGCAAAGAAAGUGUUUUAAAAUCCAUUUUGCUCUGCAUCUGCUACAUUUCUUUAUGUUACUGCCUAAAAAUAUGAUGUUCACUUUAAUCAUAAUUUUUAUGUUGGAUAAAAUUACUAGACAGGACUUUGUCUUGUUUUCCUUGAGAACUAUAGUCUGGGAAGAAAAAAUGAAAGGCUAUAAUGGUGGUAAACUUGAUGGACUAUGGCACCAAACUGGUCCUUUUUCCUAUAGAACCCACAACUAGGAUACAUUUUACAUGUGUGAAGCACUUUGCUUACCAGUGUGUGGUAUACAGGCUGCUUUGUUUAGUCAUAUGUACUUGAAACACUGUUUAGUAACAUGGAGUUUGUGCCAAUCGUGUUUAAUGAAAUAGCUGUGUCAAAUGAUGUGUAGCUAAGUGUGAUCAUGUGACUCACUUCAGGCUAAUAUACUCUAAGCAUAAGAUAGUGUCAUUUCUGUGACUAGCCCAAAUAAAUCUCCCAGAUGAUUCUUCUUGGUUGUACCUUUUUUUUUACUAAAGUUGUUUUAUGGGUCUAUGGGAAAGGCCUAGAAGUAAAAUCUAAAGUCCCAUGAGAUUGAAGAAACUCAGAUCUCUGAAUCAUUGUAUAUCGAAAGUUCUUUCAUUUUGCUAACUCACACUUUCAUUGUGGUGUGAAUAAAAAGUAAAUCCUUU